UUUUCAGGCUCCCCCCAAAAACUUCGGUGGAAGAAGAAAGAACCAAAGCCAAUUAAAAUCAAAUCGACAAACCCUAACAAUCGGGACCUCAAAAUCUCAGAGAGGAAUUGGUUCCGCGGCAGCGAUUAGAGCAGAAUCAAGUCAACCAUGUCGCAGCACAGCCAAGAAGAUCUGGACCUGCUCCUCUCCCUCCAGGAUCGGGUUAUGGAAACCCCCCCUGCUUCUCCUUCGCACUCGCAUCCCCUUUCACGUGGGAACAGUUAUCUAUCGGAUGAUGGAACACCAAAGAGAACACGGGAGCAAGUGGACAUGUCUGCGUUUAAGAAUGCAGUAGAAGAUUGCCUUGACUAUGAUCCUAAGUCUGUCAAGAAAGAAAGCAAGUCGAACCGAACCAAUGUAAAUGCUGAUCCUGAGGUCGAGAAGUUCUCUGGUCUUCGAAUCAGGAAUCAGUUGCUCACGCCUGCAGAGCUCAACGACCACUUCUCGGACAUCCGCUUCGUACGCUUGUCAGUGAUAAUGAAUGUGUUGAAGGGAGACAAUCUUUCAGGAAGUUGGGCAACUGUUGGUGUGUUGGUUGAGAAGGGGCAUCCCAAAACCAGUUCCAACGGGAAGAGCUAUUCUAUAUGGAAGCUUGGGAGUCUGAAUGAAGAUAGUAUAUCCCUUUUCUUGUUUGGCGAUGCUUAUCAACAAAAUAUGAAUGAGAAGGCUGGUACAGUCUUCGCAUUGUUCAAUUGCAACGUUCGGAGGGACAACUCGGGAGGUUUCUCAUUGAGCAUAUUUUCUCCUAGUCAAAUUUUGAAGAUGGGUAUGUCAGUUGAUUAUGGAGUUUGCAAGGGGAAAAAGAAGGAUGGGACAACAUGUACAAUGGUCAUAAACAAACGCCGUGGGAUAUACUGUAGGUACCAUAAAUCAAAAGCAUCUGAGAAGUAUUCUUCUGUCUCUCGGACUCUGAUCCAAGGAGGGAACAUUAGAACGGCUUAUAGGGAUCAUCUUAAAUCUGAAGGAAUAUAUCUUGUCAAUCCCUUGGUCGACAGAAGUAACACGAACAAAGGGAAGCAGCCAGCGAAAGUGUUGUCUGUGGAAGGACUCAAGAAAGCACUAAGCGGUGCAAGUAAGGUGAUGACAAAUAUCCACUCGCAGGGAUUGAGAAUGCUCAAUGAAGUAGCAGGGAGAAAAGAACCGAAGAAUACAAACAAGGAAUCUAGAAUAAGUAAUCAGCGAACCACUGAGAUCGAGAAAAGGAAAGCGUCUUGUUUGAAAGGUGAUCCAACUUUAACCAACCAAAGUCGACAAGUUGAUUCAUCUUUAACCAACCAAAGCCAACUUGGAGUGAAGAGAACAAAACUCGAACAGGCUUCCGUGGACAAACCCAAGCAGUCCAGUGCGAAGCUUAUCGAGUUGGAAAUCUAUAGCUCGGAUGAUGAAUUAUGAUUCCCUCUGUUCCUCCCCUGACUGGGCAUAUGCUGUGUCCAUGUGCCAAGAGGACGAAAAGUGAAGUUUCCUCCACAUAAAGACAUGCUGAAACCUUCUCUAGUGUCAAGUGAAUUUCCAUGGAAGGUGGGAGGACAUUGGGAUGGGCUCGUUUGGUUCAUUGUAUUGGUACCGCAUCAAGUUCUCGUAUCUUGAGCUUCUUACUGAAGUGAGCCCGACUGUAGAUGAGUUUGAUGGGCUUUAUGUAAGACAGUAUCAGUUAGAUCCAGUAGAGCCUCGGAGAUUUUUACCGAUGUACUUUUUUCGAGGAAACCGGUUUAUGAAGAAUGACUAUUCUUUUAACUUUGUCAACAUAACAA
This is a messenger RNA of Punica granatum (pomegranate), 1790 nucleotides long. NCBI's taxonomy places the organism in Eukaryota, Viridiplantae, Streptophyta, Magnoliopsida, Myrtales, Lythraceae. The record is from RefSeq and is a predicted model, not a curated record.